AAAUUAUUUUUACUUACCAGGCGGACUCUGGUUUUUAGUGUUUCUUGUUAAAAAAAGGUUGUAACAUUGCAGAUUUUGACUAGAGUAUGGUAAAUUUCAACUCAGCUAAACAAAUUAAAUUUUCCGCCAAUUUUGAUAAAGAAAUAGCUUCUGAUGUGACAGAGUUACCCAGCAUUUACAGUGGUGUAAGCAGGUGGAAGCCUGGUAGAGAAUCUAAGUGUUGUGCCUUUUCAUCCGAUGGCUCCAAAUUUGCUUGGUGCAAUGGACAUGGUUUCGUCAAAGUUGUUAAAUGUAACAGCGGGGAAGAUAUAACUACUGAAGAGAUCACAAGCAGAGGAGAUUCUGCAAAUGUAAGACUGCUAGAUUGUGGUAAAAAUGUUGUCUCUAUGGAGUUUGCACCAAAACUGCCAUUGUUUCAAAGUAAAGUUAAUUCAACUUCAUUGCUUGCUAUUGGUUUGGAGCGAGGCUCAAUAAAAAUAUGGAACGUAGAUACAGGUGACAUGGUGUACACACUAGCAGACCAUACGCAGUCUGUCACUGGUUUGACAUUUGCAACAAAAGGUGAACCUCUCAUGAUUUCUUGUUCUGAGGAUUUCACCAUGAAGGUUUGGGAUUUGGGUGAAGAUGGUAACAUGUCGUUGACAAUUAAAGGUCACAACUCCCCUAUACACUACUUAGCAUUGUCACCGAAUGACCCUUCCAUACUUGCAUCUGUGGGCAUGGGAAAAGCUGUAUAUUUGUGGAAACUACCUCAUAAACGCACGUAUAAGAAACUACGUUUGUUACGAGGUCACAACAAUGACGUUGUUUCCUGCUCAUGGUCACCAGAUGGUGCUCUUCUUGCAACUGCCUCACAUGACACAACUGUCAUUGUAUGGGAGCCGUUUUCUGGAGAUCAAAUCUUAGUCUUAGGGCAUUUGUUUCCAAUGCCUUCCCCUAUAUAUGUGGGGGGAUCUAAUGGAGCUUGGGUCAAAAGUGUUUGCUUUUCUAAAGAUGGGACAAAGAUUGCUACAGUAUGUGAAGACAAUAGGAUAAGAGUGUGGAAGCCUUGGUUACAAGACACAUCUAUGCUUGAAAAUACAAUACCUAAAGAAGGAUACCAGUGCAGAAUAUCACCUGAUGGUUGUAUAAUUGCUGUGGGGAAACAAGAUGGCAGCGUUACAAUGAUCAAAGACUCCUCUACUGAAGUCAAUUCACUCCUACACUUAUGCAGACUUGCUGUCAGAAAGUCUUUUUCCCUGUCACUCUUACAAACCAUUGCAUUGCCCCCUCCCAUUAUGGAAUACCUUGCUUAUCGACCAUCUAUUGCUUGAACAGCUGAAUUUCGAAACUGAAUUUCUAAAGUUCCUGAUCACAUCCCACUUAUAACUUUGUGACGCUCCAAGAAGUUUGCUACAUGAUGACAAUCUUUUCACAUAACAAAGUUGUUAAUGCUAUCAUAUAUCAACUGUUUUUUUUUAUUUGUCACUCUUGAAAUGAUUUGUGUCUGAUUUUAUGCUUAGUUCUUGAUAUUUUAAAGAUAUUCAAAAUGUAUAAAGCCUUUAAAAAUACAGCAAAACUUUUAAAAAUGAGCAUUUAUUACUACGAGUACAAAAACUUGUAUUUUUCUAUAUAUACUUACAAAUACGGAACAGGUCCAGUAAAAUUUUAAAGUUAGGACAGAAAACGGAUUGGACGGAAUAAAGUUACAAAUAUAUUUACAAACUCACAGUGCUUUGUAUUGUGACAGUUUUGUUGGGCUACAAAUAAACAUUUAUGAAGAUAAAA
Molecule: messenger RNA, 1767 nt
Organism: Ciona intestinalis (vase tunicate)
Lineage: Eukaryota; Metazoa; Chordata; Ascidiacea; Phlebobranchia; Cionidae
Product: WD repeat and SOCS box-containing protein 1
Biological process (GO): protein polyubiquitination; intracellular signal transduction
Molecular function (GO): protein binding
Source: RefSeq, a predicted model, not a curated record